Molecule: messenger RNA, 1327 nt
Organism: Suillus subaureus
Lineage: Eukaryota; Fungi; Basidiomycota; Agaricomycetes; Boletales; Suillaceae
Exons: 2
Coding region: 1-828 (275 amino acids)
Source: RefSeq, a predicted model, not a curated record
AUGUUCUUUUCCUCAAGCUCCAGGCCGUACAGACCAUUGAGUCUGACACCACAAGAAGUCAUCGACUCUGAGAAUGAUGACGACCACAAAGCAAAGCUGCAUAAGACUUCGCGAGCUGUGCUCCAUUGGCCUCUUGUCGUCGUAAUCCUCUGCACCUUCAUCAAUCUGUUGCUGGUCUCUACCCCUGCUUUUCUCCAAGGCUCUUCAGUGUCUCCAGACGAACUCAUCACUCGAAAGAAUGUCCACCUUCUUCGUCGUCCUUCUCAAUAUAUACGAUUUGACGAGAUUGAACGGACGUCGCCUCCUAUUCUGAGAGAGUUCACAAAUUUCCCCAUGUCUGUUAGUUUGGUGGAUCAUUCUGCGCCAAGUCAUGUUUUCAAUGACUAUCUUGCGAUGCGCACGACACGUACUGGCACAAUCUCACCUGAUGACCGCAAAGUACAUGUUACACAAACUGUUUCAACGAUAUUUCAAUUCAGGGCGAUUGACUGGGGCAUGGAAAUUUGCGAAUUGCACGUUGCACUUCCGCCUGUGGACCGAUCAACUACACUUGAAUUAUACCGUCUUAAUGCCACUGUACCGGUUGAUAUUUCAACCCUGUCGUUUAACGUCCGACCGCCGCGAGUCGCGAAACUUGGUAACAUAAUGCCAGGGAAAGACAGCUUGGACUGGCACAGAAAACUUUCUUGUGCGAUGGACGACGUCCUUGUUUUUGAGUUAGCAUGUUCGGAGGACGAACCAAGCGGUAGCUGCGAUAUACGAUGGUGGCAGUCUCACGAGAAGACUGCACCUGGUCAGUACUUCAUUACUCUCCAUGAGAUUCGCUGACAGCAUAACUGGACCUCUAGCUGUUUAUAUGAUCCAGCGCUCUACUGCAUAAUUUUCCUCGGAUUUUGGACAUCGAGACGAACCAUUUGGUUUAUUUAACAGGUUUCGGCAUCCGGUUACAAUCCUAUGCAAUUCCACUUGCUAUCAGUCAUCUUACUCGUGUACUAUCCCUUGCGGUGCAAUCGGCACCCCACAGAGGUCGGCAGUCACGCAGACGUCACUGUAAGUCAUAUCAUGCGUUUCAUAAGUCAUCUCAGCAGUCAAGCAAGAGCGCAAGUUCAGUUAGUAUUCGGCGUGACUGAGCAAAUACAGCAUUUACUAGUAGACAUGUUUAAGUACGAGGCUGACCAUUAGUGCUGUAGUUGUAAAACUGAGGCGAUGUAUAGCGAGACCAUGUAUAUUAUAUGGAUGAGGUUAUCUAUGCAAGUUCGAUGAUGAUUAGCCCCAAUUGCAAUUAUCAGCCUGAAUGCAUGAUGUAUUUAUGUAGGGUCGGACGAAC